Mercenaria mercenaria is the source of this 860-nucleotide messenger RNA. Its product is annotated as complement C1q subcomponent subunit C-like. Bases 76 to 852 code for a protein of 258 amino acids. The transcript has 4 exons. Gene Ontology annotation, molecular function: protein binding. The record is from RefSeq and is a predicted model, not a curated record. NCBI's taxonomy places the organism in Eukaryota, Metazoa, Mollusca, Bivalvia, Venerida, Veneridae.
UAUACAUGUAUGACAAAUUCGUAUGUAGGACUUUGAACGAAAUUUAUAACACACGUGGCAUUUCUGAAUGAUAAAAUGAUGUUCAUAAUUAUAGUUUUGAUGAUAAUAUAUUCCUUUGAUGUUAAGGCGGAGACUGACCAGAAUGAGCAACUGAUUGAGGGAUUUAAAAGACUUGAAGAAAGGCUUGAGAGACAAGAGGAGCUCAAUUUGAAGUUGCAGGACAUGUUGCGACAUGAGGAAGAAAGGAACAAUGCACAAGAUGCCAUUAUAAAACAACAACAGAAAGAAAUUGUGAAGCUACAGAAGACUUGCAUAUGCAAUAAUGAAGAAGCUCAAACGGACAUGCAAGAAGAAAUAAAGAAACAAAACAAUAUCACGAGUAUCUCAAUACGUAAUAAAGUCAAGCGGAAACUCGAAUCAUUUACUAGAGUUACUCGUGAGCUGCCUGAGAGAGUGGCGUUCUCUUCAUUUCUUGACCACAAUCUCGAACAUCUCGGAAUAGAUCAUCCAAUAAUAUACAAUAAGGUACUACUGAAUGAAGGAGCAGCGUAUAAUGCCAAUAGCGGUAUGUUCACCUGUCCGAUGGAUGGCUUGCACGUGUUUUAUUUCUCCGUAUCAACAAAUGGUGUACACCAGGUCGUGGCAAAACUUGUAGUUGAUGGCACAAACCAAGUCGAUGCUAUUUCCGAUACAUAUCAUGCUAACCAUGAGGCCCAGGGUGGAAAUCUUGUCGUCAUUUCAUUGCAAAGAGGCCAACAAGUAUGGGUAGCCAACUACAGAUGGGUAGACAUAUCAGUGCAAGACUCAAACGUUGACAGAUUUUCCACUUUCUCAGGCUUUAUGCUCUAUUAAAAUGCAUU